Linum tenue is the source of this 465-nucleotide messenger RNA. NCBI's taxonomy places the organism in Eukaryota, Viridiplantae, Streptophyta, Magnoliopsida, Malpighiales, Linaceae. The record is from the annotation of a GenBank genome assembly.
AUGGGUUUGUCUCGCAGAAAUCAGAAAUUAGAGAGCAGGGGUUACCUCAACGAUGGAACGGAACAGAACAGAGGUGGAAGAUUCGGUGGAAUCGUAAACCGCCCGCGGACUCCGUUGUCGUUGCAGAUCUCUUACAACGAUCCCUCCUCUCAAUCUUCUUCUUAUGUUGCUGCUGCAUCUCCUUCCGCUAUCCAGUACCAAAACUUCCUCCCUCAACACCACCACCACCACGCCGUCGCCGCCCCGUCCUCUGUGGCCUUCAAUUUCGACGACCGGCGGCUCGACUUCGUGGACCUGUCCCUCGGGAGCUCGAGCGAUGCGGAUCCCGAUCUCCACCGCGGAGCUGGACCGUCUUCGACGGCGAUGCCGAUAGAGAAGGAGCACAUGUUCGACAAAGUGGUGACGCCGAGCGACGUCGGGAAGCUGAAUCGACUGGUGAUACCGAAGCAGCACGCGGAGAUGUGA